AUAUAAGCUGGUCAACAUUCCCGCUAUUCCAUGUGUAAUACCGACUUCUCUCACAUUCAAACCUUCACAAUGGCACCAGCUUCUUCCAGGAUUAAGCACCCAGAGGAAUACAGCGGCAAAUCCUUCUCCUCGAGUAGCGCACUAAGUAACAUCGAGGCCCUGGAAUCUAUUCUUACCGCUCUUGGCAGAAUCGCCGACCUCGUCGAGUCGUCUCGCGAGAGUACUUCUCGUAUUGUAGUUGAUAGGGAGCAGAGAAAGCACUUUUGUAAGACGAUAGUGGACGGUGCAAAUGGAUACACGAAUCAUUUCAACACUGCCUCUAUAGCUGCGCAAGAGGCGAAUCGGAGUAUCGAGAUUUAUACGGACGAAUCCUCGGAAGCACUGAAACGAUACCGGAAACAACUCAUUACAGAUCUAGAGAAGCCCCUCAAAGAUAUCAUGAAAGGCAGAAAUUCGCAACACCAAUCAUCUCUAGAUCUCGCGCCAUACGAGGCUACGCUUAAAGCUUUGAUGGAAAAGAUCAAGCGCGUGCUGGAAUCGUGGCUGAGCAAGUACACGAGCUUGCAAGUUCCAGAUUCUUCAAGGCGUCCCAGAUCCAGUAGGUCUAGCCAUAGUGAACGAAAACCUGCUCAUAAGCAGGACAAAGAUCGACCAAAACGGAAGCACAAGAAAACUAAGGAGCAUGAGAGGAGGCGAGAUGAUGAUAAAGGAUCUAUGUGUGUGGUAAUGUGAAGGGGCUAUCUCGUUGAGUGUAGAAGAUAUUGUCCAUAGAGAGUAGUUGGACGGAUGCGUACAGGUUUGUUUUCCCUCUUCUCGCAUUCUGAAGUCCUAUCUUUAUGAGGUAGAGGAUGUAGAGAGAGCUGCUUCCAAUUACUUAAGGAUUAGUUCCUUCGUCAUCAUAUCAUAAUAAUGGUUUUAUCCCGCUUUGACGAGUCCCGUAACUUAAAUAAACACGCUG
Messenger RNA from Cucurbitaria berberidis CBS 394.84, 958 nucleotides. RefSeq lists its product as uncharacterized. The coding region runs from base 31 to 732 and encodes 233 amino acids. NCBI's taxonomy places the organism in Eukaryota, Fungi, Ascomycota, Dothideomycetes, Pleosporales, Cucurbitariaceae. The record is from RefSeq and is a predicted model, not a curated record. The transcript is spliced from 2 exons.